Messenger RNA from Zalophus californianus (California sea lion), 6406 nucleotides. It is a transcript of the gene IGFALS, whose product is annotated as insulin like growth factor binding protein acid labile subunit. The record is from RefSeq and is a predicted model, not a curated record. Lineage: Eukaryota; Metazoa; Chordata; Mammalia; Carnivora; Otariidae. Gene Ontology annotation, cellular component: extracellular matrix. Gene Ontology annotation, molecular function: protein binding.
GGCGUGCGACUGGACGUGCAGUAAGGCCAAAGAAACCACAAAAAAAAAAACACAGUAGAAUGCAGGUCAGAAAGGAAAAAGGAAAAAUGUCCUUAUUCAUAGACAAGAUGACCCAUAAGGAGCUAAUCCUAGGGAUCCAGAUACACAUACAAACCCAGGACUGAUCAAUUUAUUUAGCCAGAUCCUGCGAUACAAAAUUAGUAAAAAAAAAUUCCAUUCCAUUUCUACAUGCUAAUAACAACUGGAAAUAGAAUUAAGGUGGUUCCAUUCACGGCAGCACCAAACUAAUAAGAUACUUAGAAAUUAGUUUAUCAAAAACAGUGCAAAAUUUAUAAAGAAGAUCUAAGUAAACGGAAAAGUGCUCUGUAUCCCUUGAUUAAAAGAUUUUUGUGAUCCGGUGUGAGGCACACGGAAAGCAUGAACCAGAAAAAAAAGUUAGUUGAACUUAGUCAAGAUAAACUUUUGCAUUUUAAGAGAGAGUAUGUUUUUUUUUUCUCUUAAAGUAGGCUCUACACCCAGCAUGGAGCCCAAUGCGGGGCUUGAAUUCAGGACCCCAGAGAUGGAGACCUGAGCUGAGAUCAAGAGUCUGACGCUUAACUGACUGAGCCAUCUAGGUGUCCCAUUUUUUAAAAUAUGGAUAAGCCACAGACUGGGAAAAGUAUUUGCAAAUAUUAUACCUGAUAACCCGUAAUCCAUAAAGUCUUGGAACUCAGAAAACAAAAGUGAGCAAGACUUAGAUAGAGCGCGCACCCAGGACGACAGAGCUGAGAACCCUGGGAAACGGUGCUGAGCGUUAGUUGUCAGACACAGACUUAGCACAGCUGGGCGUGUAAAACUCAGCACACCCAAUGCUGGGCAGGAUGUGCAACCACUGGAACGCUUGUACUUUACAAAAGUUUUUAAAAAGUUAGACCUAAGGGGUGCCCGGCAGGCUCAGUCAGUGGAGCAUGCGGCUCUGGAUCUUGGGGUCGUGAGUUUGAGCCCCACGUUGGGUGCAGAGAUGACUUAAAAUCUGUAAAAGUUAUACCUAAAUACCAUGUGAGCUACCAACUCCACUUGUAAGAAUCUACCCAGGAAGCACGAAACACAUCCAUACCGAGAGUCGUAGAUAAAUGCUGGCAACAACGUCCCAGCAGCCCCCGAAUGGAACAAUCCAGACGUCUGUCAGCUCAGUGGGUGAAUGGAUCCAGUGGCAGCCCAUCCCUGCCACGGACUGCUGUUCAGCCACAGCUCGGCGUGAAGGACUCCAGGCUGCUGUGUGGGCGAGCGCAGAAAGCCCGCCUGCUGGUCACGAGGAGACACACGAGCCCCCCGAGGCUGGAGCUUGGGGGACUGUGUACCUGGUCCCAGUAAGGCUGUUGUAGGGGAGGACUGUCGGUGGGGGCAUCUCACUUGUCAGCACCCUUCAGGAGUUCUCAGCCUGGACAGGCGGAAAGUGCAAGAGGCAGACCGGAAGGAACAGUCUCAAAAAGUUAACAGCCAUCCAAGAAAAAACGUAGACACCGUGCGCAAGAUCGUAAGAGAGGCGUAUAAAUGCCAAGCGACGCCAGGGAAGAUCUGAGGAGGAGGCUGUGCACCACGUGCAGGGGCAUGCGGUCCAUCCUGCACAAACUUCAGCACAACCCACACUCUCAUAGGCUCUGGUUUCGGUUCAGACAGUGGUGAGCUGCUCGCACGGCCUCGGAGGGCAUGCACAGGGCCCCGCACACAGGAUGCCGUGCUCCGCGAGGGACUCAAACGUUCCCCCACCUCCAGGCUUGUGGGCAGGGGACCCGACGUGUUCCCGAGAUGCUUCAAGAGCAUUAUGUUCAAGUCCACGUGCCAUAGUGGCCGUGAAACCACCAAGACUGAGAAGUCCAGCUCAGCACAGAACAUCUCGGGAAACCACAUCAAAAUGAACUCUUGCCAGAAGUGAUGAAGAGAGCAGAAAGGCACGCUCCGGGGAAGAAGGAUACGCUGCCCACGUACGCCUGGUGAAGGACUUGCACCCCCCCCCCCCCCCCGGCUGAUGAGCCUGAGGGGCUGUGGUCCCGCUGGUGUCUGUGAAGACCAACAGAAUGAAAGCCACCGUCCACUCACCUUCGGGCCUUGAGAACAGACAGGGUGGUGGUGGGGCGUGCAGGACACCCCUCGGCCCUAGGAUGUGGUGACCUGCUAACUACUUGGGAAGGCUCGACCUCACCUGCCAAGAAGACAUGCACCUGGAUCCCAGCAAGUCCACCAAGGACCCAUAAGCUCGCAGCAGUGUCCAUGGACAGUAGGUAAGUGCGUCCUGAGGCGCGAGCAAGGAUGCGGGGACAGCUGUGUACAAGCUGCCUGAAUCACACGUCACACGACCAGCCAGACCCAAUGCUUGCGUGGGUCCCCAUACACCUGAUGAUUGGAAGCAAAUGAUACCAGAUGCCUCGGGGAGACCUUCAGGUGGCUGACUCCCUAAGUGGCGGGGGCUGAGUGCGGGUGUUGCUGCGGCGAGCACCCACCCCAGCGGCCAAGUCCUAUGGAGGGCUUUGGCCAUGCAGGCCCAGCUGGGGUUUACAGAAAGAGCCCUGUCCCCUCCCGCCGCACACCCUCCCUUCCCAGCCUGCUGAGGGCUGGCAGAACGUGCUGAGUCGGCACUUUGUGCUCUGUAAACGCAUGUUUACCGUGUCAAUUUCUGGGCGUGUACUUUCUCUAGCAGAUCUAUAAUUUCUCAGAACAGAGGCUGAGAACCGACCUGGAAAUCAAUCAAAGCUCAAUAAAGGGACAGAUAAAGCCGCCCCCACCCCUGGCACCAGGAGCUGUGGGCCAGGCAGGGGCGAGGCGGGGGUGGGGGGAACGGAGAGGGGCGCUGCAGCUGCCCCCCAGCCAUCCCUGCCGCACUGCCUCUGCCAGGCCAAGAAGUACACUGGAGAGUCUCCUGAACCUCCACCAGCCCUGCUCCUCCUCUCAAGGGGAGCCCGGCCGCGCCCUUGUCCACCCGCCUCUGCCCUACUGCCGAAUCACCUCUUCCUGGGGCUGGCCACGCACAGUGCAGCCCUCCAGCUCUGCCUCCCUGCCCCUAUGGAGGACCCCUCCCCUGGCUGUGCCAGCCGCGCCCAGGGCGGGUGGACGAGGGUGCGGCCAGGAUCCCUUUGCUCGAGCAGCCAGGGGCCAUGCUGGCUGUCAACCUUCUUCUCCGCCUGACCUGGGGCUGACCUCAGGCCAGGCACUGGGUGGUCAUCCUGUGCAGAACGGGCUGGUCAUGGCCCCCCAGGAGCUCUGGAGGACAGCCUGGGUCCCAGAGCAGGUGGAGGCUGGUCCUGUGGCCACAAGACCUGGCCCCCAAGGCCAGGCCUCCCUCCACUCUUUCUGGGAGGGCAGUGCUAGGGAAAGCAAACACGAGGGGGCCGGGGGCCCUGCUGGGUGUUCCUAGAAGAGAUUGGGGGGAGGAGGAGUGGUCAGACACCAGCUGAUCCUGAGGUCCCAGAAGCCAAGGCUGGGCGGGGCCCCACGGAGUCCUAAUGAGGACCCCACCCAGGUUGUUAGGAAAUGGGCAGGGGGAAGGAGGGGGGUGGUCAGCGUGCCAGUCCCAUCUCCCACUUAACUCCCACAUGGCCGUCUGCUGAGCGGGAGGUCCCCCACAGCUGUCAGAAGGGCCCCCACCCAGGGGCCGGGGCCAGCCAAACCUGAAGGUGGCUUUGGGGUGAACACGGCCCCCCAGCCUCUCCCCUGCACCGUCUGCAUCCUGGGCAUUUGGGGCUGAUGCUGGGUGCCGGGCACGAGAGGGUUAAUGGAAUCCGGGCCAGUGGGGCUGGGCUGGGCUGGCAGCGACAGGGUGCUGGCUGCCCCAGCAGUGGGGGAAUCAGAGGGCACGAGCAGCCGGCCCCAGCAGACGCACUCAGCUCGCGGCCCGCCUGUGGUUUCUGCACGCGGGAUGGCCCCGAUUAGAGGAGGCCCGGCCCUGGCCGUGCUGCUGGUCUGCUGGGCAGCGCUGGGCCCCUGCGGCCUGGAGGGAGCAGAGCCCGGGGCCCCGGGGGCCUCCGAGAGCCUGCAGUGCCCGGUCGUCUGCACCUGCGGCCACGACGACUACGUGGACGAGCUCAGCGUCUUCUGCAGCUCCCGGAACCUCACGCGGCUGCCCGACGGCAUCCCGGACGGUGCCAGGGCCCUGUGGCUGGACGGCAACAACCUGUCCUCCGUCCCUGCUGCCGCCUUCCACAACCUCUCCGGCCUCGCCUUCCUCAACCUGCAGGGUAGCGGGCUGGCCAGCCUGGAGCCGCAGGCGCUGCUCGGCCUGCAGCAGCUCCGGCACCUGCACCUGGAGCGGAAUCAGCUGCGGGGCCUAGCAACCCGCACCUUCCUGCACACGCCGGGCCUCGCCUCCCUCGGCCUCAGCAACAACCUACUCGGCCGGGUGGACGAGGGCCUCUUCCAGGGUCUGGCCGGCCUCUGGGACCUCAACCUCGGCUGGAACAGCCUCGCCGUGCUCCCCGACGCUGCCUUCCAAGGCCUGGCCAACUUACGCGAGCUGGUGCUGGCGGGCAACAAGCUGGCCUACCUGCAGCCCCCGCUCUUCUGCGGCCUGGCCGAGCUCCGCGAGCUGGACCUGAGCAGGAACGCCCUGCGGAGCGUCAAGGCCAACGUGUUCGUCAAGCUGCCCAAGCUCCAGAAGCUCUACCUGGACCACAACCUCAUCACCGCCGUGGCCCCUGGGGCCUUCCUGGGCAUGAAGGCGCUGCGCUGGCUGGACCUGUCGCACAACCGCGUGGGCGGCCUCCUGGAGGACACCUUCCCCGGCCUGCUGGGCCUGCACGUCCUGCGCCUCUCACACAACGCCAUCGCCGGUCUGCGGCCGCGCACCUUCAAAGACCUGCACUUCUUGGAGGAGCUGCAGCUCGGCCACAACCGCAUCCGGCAGCUGCCCGACAAGGCCUUCGAAGGCCUGGGCCAGCUGGAGGUGCUCACGCUCAACGACAACCAGAUCCGGGAGAUGGAGGCAGGUGCCUUCCUCGGCCUCCUCAGUGUGGCGGUCAUGAACCUCUCUGGCAACUGCCUGCGGACGCUCCCGGACCAGGUGUUCCACGGCCUGGGCCGGCUGCACAGCCUGCACCUGGAGCGCAGCUGCCUGGGCCGCAUCCGACCGCACGCCUUCGCGGGCCUCUCGGGGCUGCGCCGCCUCUUCCUCAAGGACAACGGCAUCGUGGCCGUGGAGGAGCAGGGCCUGGGGGAGCUGGCGGAGCUGCUGGAGCUGGACCUCACGGCCAACCAGCUCACACACCUGCCCGGCCAGGUCUUCCAGGGCCUCAGCAAGCUGGAGUACCUGCUCCUCUCCAGCAACCGGUUGGCGGCGCUGUCGGCAGACUCCCUGCGGCCCCUGAGGCGCGUCUUCUGGUUGGACGUCUCGCACAACCGCCUGGAGGCCCUGCCUGAGGCCGACCUGCCCCAGCUGCGCUACCUGAGCCUCAGGAACAACUCCCUGCGGACCUUCACGCCGCAGGCCCCCGGCCUGGAGCGCUUGUGGCUCGAGGGCAACCCCUGGCACUGUGGCUGCCCCCUGCGGGCCCUGAGGGCACUAGCCCUGCAGCAGCCCAGCGUCGUGCCACGCUUCAUGCAGGCCACGCCGGAGGGGGACGACGGCCAGCCGCCCGCGUACACCUACAACAACAUCACCUGCGCCAGCCCCCCGGGCGUCUCGGGCCUUGACCUGCGUGACGUCGCCGAGGCCCACUUUGCUCACUGCUGACCGAGGUGCGGCCUGGCCCGAUGCCGCCCCGGGGUCACAAUGGCGUCCCCCUAGUGGGGGGACACGGUACAGCCGUGGGGUCCUGCUGGCAUGGGCACUGCCACCACACAGGCCCCGGCCCCCCCAGCCGCCCCUCAUUAAAAGCCAUCUGACACACGCAUGUGACCAUGGCAGUGUAGCUUUGGGGGGAAGGAAAGCUGGGCCCGUGCCCCCAGCCCACGUCCCUCCCGGGGUGCCCACCUGCACCUGACGGGCAGCGUGGCACCCCCUGCCAUUGUCCAGAGCCCCAGCACCUCAGCUGUCCUCUCCGGCAGCGUCCUUGGACGCCCUGGUCCUGGGAAGCUGGGCAGAGCCGGGGCGGCCGCUGCUCGGGGCCAGUGUGGAUGUGGGUUCUCAAUCCCCGGCCUCCGGCCCACACCCCCCUCCCACCCCAGCAGCCCUGCCCCUGCCCUCUUGUUCACGGCAUACCUGGACCCGUCACCCCUGCAGUGGGGGCCACCCUGUCUCUUCUGCCGACACCCCAACCUCUUCCCUUGGGAAGAGCACCGUGCAGUGCCCUGUCCCACCUUCCCUCCUGUUCUCCCUGGGGCGCCUGCACCUCACCCCCAGCUCUGCCCCGGCUCCGUGGCGUGGAGGGUGUGGCGGGCGAUUGGACAUGGGCAGUGACCUGCGCCGGGCUGAGCCUCCCCCAAGAACAUGCAUUUC